CACGCGGGGGGAAAAAAACGUUGCUCACUUAGUGUACAGCCCGCGCAUUGCCUAGAGAAACAGUAGCCUACUGUUUGCUAGCUAGCUGCUUUUAAUGUAGAUUAAGAUAAAAAACAUUGCGAAACAAAGCACUCACAAAAAGACGUCGUGGGGAGCAGGAGGAAGAGAAUGCACUUCAAGUUCAACCAUCAUUCUCAACCCAGACACCUACUCCUCCUGUACCAGUUUCUUCUCAACAAGUGCCAAGUAGUAACUAACACUUUCCCCGUCAGCAGCAGCAACAAGCUGUAACGUUACUCUUGAAACACUCUUUUCAACUGUCAGUCGGAUAAAAACUGCCAUUAGGGCAUCAGUGAUGACAUACAGACUGAACUCUUUGUCCAUGCUCUCCUUUGAAAGAGAACUGACUGAGAGCGUUGGACUAUGAUGAAAUAAUUUCAGUGUUCAACACCAAGCCAUCAUACAUCAUCAAAAGCAAGGCCCACCUGAUUUUCUCUGUGCCCACCUUCACUGUGAUUUCUGCCUACACUUCUGGAGUCGAGUAUGUGUGGGGUCCCAGCUGAUGUGGCCAUGACUACAACCGGGCAAUGGUCACAGACAUGGAUGGAGGUCUUUAUUGCUGAUUUAAUCCAUCCAAGGCUGAUGGGGGUGUAAUGGAGGUGGGAAAGCAAAGAUAACAGCGUUUCCAGUCACGCUGACAUGACACUGAAAACUGUGUUACUAUUCACUGGGUUGAACAUCAUGCAGAAAUUGAGCCGACAGCGUCUGGGGGAGAAAGACAGACCCCAAUAGCAAAUAUAUAUGUGACAGGAGAGAGGAGGGAGAGAGAGAGAGAGAGAGAGAGAGAGAGAAUAUGGUCAUUAACCAAAGGCAGAGAGGGAGACUCCUUCUCCUGCAUUCAAAUGAUGCUUAAUCCAACACUAUCAACACUCCUCUCGUCCCUCCUACUCCUCACCCCUAAUCCUCAUCCUUCUUUUUCUUCGCCUUUCUGUGCCAUUUCACUGAGGAGACUACUAUGCAGUUCGUUCCCUCAUCUGUCUCCCUCAUUCUUCUUCUCUAUCCCUAUUUAUCUCAUUUCUCUCUUCCUUCUAUAUGGGCUCCUUUCCCCUAUUUCACCAAGGACGUGGAUAUAUCUCCUCCUACCCGGCCCAAUCUCUCUCUCUCCCUCUCUCGGUAAGUCUCUUUUCCUCUAUCUCUCUGUCUUUCUCUCUCAUCUUUCUAAGAGAUAACUGUGUGCAAGCUCUUUCAUCUUUCUCCUCCCUGAAGAGAAGACUGCCCAGCAGACACAGAGAAGCAGAGUCAGCAUUUCAGUCCUCUAUGAUGUCACGGACCCCCCGACCCAACCCGUCACCUCCAACAAAACAUACACACACACACACACACACACACACACACACACACACACACACACUUAAUACAUUCUACACAGCUGACAAAAUGAGAAAAAAACAAAUAAAAGAAACAACUCUGUCUGUUUGUCCUUUAUGGUAAUAAUGUAUGAGGGAACACUCACCAAAAUGUGCCUUACAAGAAGUGAGGAAUAGCAGCAAGCCGCAUCUCCACUGGAAAACACUGGCGCACUGCUGCGCUCACGAGACAGAGAACACAAAACCACUCUGGACUUGGAGUAGAAAGUCUGACCUCUUGUCUCUGUAUGAUACUUUGGAACAGGAGGCUUUUAAUUUUAACGACAAGUUAGGGGGGGAAGGCAUGGAGACAGACAGCGAAGGAGAGGGGAAGAUCGGCACAGGUAAAGUGAUCUAGAAAGUGAGAGUAAAGAAAGAAGGCGAGGGACAGAACACGUGAGAUACAAGGACAGAAAGAGAGAGAGAAAGAGAAGAUAGUUACAGUGAGGGGAGGGAGAAGGAGCGAUACGGGAGGAGGGGAGGUUGAAUGUGUUAAUACACAGGAACACUGCAUCAAACCAAUGCACUGCUCUGAGGCUGGCUGAGCAGCUGAGAGGAGUGCGUCAGCAGUACAUUCACGUUCCCACUGAAGGACAAAGGGAGGGGGCAGAGCGAGCAUCUUAGCUGCCUGCAACACCGACACACAUCGGAGGGGGGGAAUAGAGAAAAGAGAGAUUGAAGAAUAAACAAGAAGAGGAGAUGUGGAUUAGAAUGCUGCUCCUGCUGCUUUUGUGACGGUGGGCUGCCUGUUUGAGUGCUCGUGUGCCUCCUCCUCUCCAUCUCUCUCUCUCUCUCACACUCUCUCCUUUGCGCACUCUAUCUUUCCCUUGCUCUUGAUCUGUCUGUGGUUCUCUCUCUCCUUCUCUCUCUUUCUGUCUCUUUCCCUCUCUCUCUCUGUUCUACUCUGUCUACUGCAGUAGUCCACCAGCCAGCUGCAAGUCUGACAGCCACACACAUGGCUAACUGCCACAACUUACUACCUCAGCCCUGGAGAAAAACUAACAAAUAAGCAAGCAGAAGAACACUGCAGGAGACAGCCCAGGGGACAAACAGCGAGCGGACAGAAGAAUCCUCAAUACCUUUCUCUGUUUAUGGAUACAGAUACGGAGCCCACUUCCACACACAUCCUCCCAGCGUCAUUCUCUCUCUUUUCUCUCAUUGCAGAAGAGGACAAGAGUGCUCUCUCUCCUCCGACAGCCUUUUGCGAAGCUCCAACAGUGCAGCGCAUCCACUUCUCCACCCCCCACCCAGCGCCACCAUCUCUCCCACCACCCCCAACCCCCCUCCCCCCAGGAGGAAUAGACGGAUUACUGCUAACUGUGCACACGGCAGCCUGCAGCUGCUCUGACCAGGGCCAGCCCAACAUUGGGAGGAAGCAAGAGGAACACAGAGGAGGAGAGGAGAGGGGGAUGAUUGUGCCAGGAGUUCUUUAGCCUUUUUCUGUCUCUCAGUCUCUGUCACAACGGGGCUAAUCACCGACCGACUAGCCCUUGGCAAAGUCACAGUGAGGGAGGUCUCUCUACCAAACAGGCGACCAGCGGACAAGCCAACACAUGUAUCAGCAGCCGAGAGAACUGGGGAUUUUUAUUUAUUUCAGUUGGUCACUUCUUCUCUCCUCCUCUGUCGUGUUUAAGUGCUUUAUGGAUCAUUGUGAUUUAUCCACAGUGGAGUUGCAUUUUGGAGUCUGCGGCCUGGCAGGGGGGCAGUUAGUGGGGGCAGAAGGGAUCCAGGCACCUGCCAAGCCUUCCUGGCCUUACCUCUGCCUGUGAGUGUUUUCCAUGCUGCUCUCAGUCUUUAAUACCAGGAGCCAUUUUGUACCUUUGGCUAAUAGAGGGCCACCUCACUUUUUCAGAAAGGGAAAACAAGAAAACAUCUAUUUCAUGUAUUUCCAUGGAAGGGAAUUAUAAAUGAAUGUGAUGCAUGACUGUUGCUUUUAACAUUUGUAAAGAGGCAAAAAGGACCACUUUCAAACUAAUGAGGUACGUCACUGAUACUGUUCAUUUUCUUACAUUGCUGCACUGUUUUUCCCUGCUACUUCUCUUGUAUUAAUCUCUCCCUCUCCACCCACCCCCCCUUCUGUCACAUCUAUUUUGAUGUAGCAUCCCCCUGCACUGUCGAUGGAACUUGGGAGCCUUGAGUUGCUCCAGCCAGGCUAGGGUGGUCUGUCCUCUGGUGUGUGCCGUCUCCCCCCACCAUGCAGAAUAAUGAGCCCUCCACACCAUGAGUCCUUUGGGCCAGGUUAGUGUGCAGCCUACCUGGAACGCAGCCCUGCUCGCCGUGCUCUCCCUCAUCGUGCCUGCUCUCAGUAUGUGCCAGUCCACAGGCCCAGCGAUGGGCUCGGCUAACCCACAGAACUGUCCAGGUGUGUGCUCCUGCACUAACCAGCUCAGCAAGGUGGUGUGUACCCGCCGAGGUCUGGUUAGGGUUCCUCCUAACAUACCAUUUAACACCAGGUACCUCAACCUGAUGGAAAACAGCAUAGAGACCAUAGAGGCAGAUACCUUCAGGCACCUGCAUCACCUGGAGGUUUUGCAGCUGGGCAGGAAUGCCAUCAGGCAGAUUGAAGUUGGGGCUUUCAAUGGCCUGACCAGCCUCAAUACCUUGGAGCUGUUUGACAACAGACUGACGGUCAUACCCAGUGGAGCUUUUGAGUACCUGUCAAAGUUGAGAGAGCUGUGGCUUAGAAACAAUCCCAUUGAGAGCAUCCCCUCUUAUGCCUUCAACCGUGUCCCGUCCCUCAUGAGACUGGACCUGGGAGAACUGAGAAAGUUGGAGUACAUCUCUGAUGGGGCUUUCGAGGGCCUUCAGAACCUCAAGUACCUCAACUUGGGGAUGUGCAACCUGAGGGAGUUUCCUCAUCUUUCACCACUAGUGGGAUUGGAGGAGCUCGAAAUAUCAGAAAAUGUUUUCCCUGAACUGAAGCCCGGGGCCUUCCAUGGGCUCAAGAGUUUACGUAAACUCUGGAUUAUGAACUCUGCCAUCACCACUAUUGAGAGGAAUGCAUUUGAUGAUAUCACAGCAUUGGUGGAGCUGAAUUUAGCCCAUAAUAAUCUGUCAUCCCUGCCCCAUAACCUCUUCACCCCUCUACAGUACCUGGUGGAGCUACACCUGCACCACAACCCUUGGCGAUGUGAUUGUGAUGUAGUAUGGCUCUCCUGGUGGCUCAGAGAAUACAUUCCCACAAAUUCCACCUGCUGUGGACGCUGCCACACCCCGGCCCACAUGAGAGGACGAUACCUGGUGGAAGUGGAUCAGACUACCUUUCAGUGUUCAGCACCAUUCAUACUCGAUGCUCCUAGAGAUCUGAACAUCUCGGCAGCGAGGGUGGCAGAACUGAAGUGUCGCACAGCUGCAAUGAGCUCAGUUCGAUGGCUUCUCCCCAAUGGGACUGUACUGACCCAUGGCUCGGCUCACCCACGGAUAUCUGUUCUUAAUGAUGGAACACUCAACUUCUCCAAUGUUCUCCCAUCAGACACAGGGGUCUACACCUGUAUGGUGAGCAACAUGGCAGGAAACUCCAAUGCCUCUGCCUACCUAAAUGUCAGCAAUGCCGAACUCAACACUUCCAAUCUGUCCUAUUUUACCACUGUAACAGUGGAGAUUUUGGAGCCCACAGUGGAAGAGACCCCUAAACCUAAGCCGACUGUCCCUGCCUCGCCCUCUGUCUUUAAGCCCGUCUUCAUCUCCACACCUACUGUGCUGUUCCAAAACACUCAGACUCCAAGGCAGGUGUCAAUACCAACUGCCAGAGUCCCUACUGGGCCAGCUCCCAGCCUGGAUGAGGUGAUGAAAACCACCAAAAUCAUCAUUGGCUGUUUUGUUGCUGUUACCUUGCUGGCAGCAGCCAUGUUGAUAGCAUUCUAUAAGUUGCGUAAGCGGCAUCAACAGAGGAGCACGGUGGCAGCAGCCAGGACCAUAGAAAUCAUUCAGAUGGAGGAGGAAGUUCCUCCAGUUCCACCACCCACCUCCGGAUCUAGUGGCUCUGAUGACACAGGGUUGGUACUGCCUACAUUAGUGGAACACAACAGCAACACCUUUAAGCCUGGGUAUGUGUCCUCCUCCUCUUCAUCCCGCCAAGGGGGCUACGGAGCCCACUGGACCCAGAACAACUCUCUUCAUCGCUCAGUCAGACAGCAUCACAGCCACAUCAGCACCAUUGCUGAUCCCUACGUCAUUAAGACUACUCACGGCAAGGAAAAGGUUCAAGAGACCCAAAUCUGAGUAAUGCUCCCUAUGGAUCUAUCUCUGACUCUGCCCUAAACCCUCCUCUCCACCUGCUCACCAGUCCAUGCAAUAGAAUGCACAAAGAACAAAACGGUAACUUUCUUUUGUACAGAAGUGCAAAGCAGAGACAUUUUUUGUUUCUUGUACAUGCCUAUACAUAAGUAUAUAAAUAUGAAAAAAUACAAAUAUAUAUAAAUGAAACUACCAGACAGUGGUGAGACAUGCAGAUUAUAUUAGAAAAGAAAGUAAUUUGAAACUAUUUUCUAAUAACUGGUGACUUCUAUUUAAAAAAAGACAAAGAUACUGAAUUGCUUUUGUGAUUGAUAAUAGAAGGUGGCACUGUCUCCUGUAGGAAAAGAGGCAUUUAGUUUGUUUUUGACCAUAUUUAGGAUGCAGUAAAAAACUCUUUAUACAGGCACCAGUUUCUAAGUACAGCCCCAGAUUUAAGCUCCAGUUUUUACUGUGCCAAAUAUUAUAUGCAAUAAAAUGGUAUUUCCAGACUAGGAACUUAAAAAGACACACAGGCAAAAUCUAGAUAGAUAGAAACAUUUGUCAAAGGAUAGCAACGUAAUGGCACAGAUAGAAUGUGCUGUUCAGUAGCUAUCAGCCAAAUGCUUUUGGACUGCAGUGAAUUUCUGCAGCUAAGGUUUAACCCUCUGUUCGCUGGAGCUAAGCUGCGUUUAUUUGACAGUGCCAGUGCUUCUUAGUUGUAGCGUAUCUUAACAUGUUUAUUAAGUGUGCACAUGAUUCCCCACUGGUUCAACUGGCAAAGAUGAAGUGCAGACGAAUAACAGUUGCUGCAAAUACUUUGUUCUGUUAUUGGUUGCAUUUUGUAUUAUUUCUUUUCCCUUAGGUUUUGACAUGCUUCUUAAUGGCUUGUGUAGUGUUUAGGGCUAAUUUAGUAAUGCAUUACAGCAGUUGCCUGACUUGUCUCUGCAAGGGCUCAUUCCGAUGCUAAUUUUUCAAAGGAACAGACGUGGUGCAGUGAUACAGGGCUUUGCUGACCGUUCUGCUUUUGGAGAAAAAAAAAAAAGACGAGAGGAUUGAAGUGAAACUAAAUGAAUGUCUGAUACUGGGGCUUUUCCAUGGACUACAUUGAAACAUGACUUUGUUUUUCCUUUUCUUUUAACAGUUUAUUUUGAGCAACACUAUUUUUAUGGAGAGACAAAGGAGGCUAUGAAAAAUAAAAACCUUUGGUUUGUAUUUCUCUAAUCAGAAA
Messenger RNA from Thunnus maccoyii (southern bluefin tuna), 6849 nucleotides. It is a transcript of the gene lrrc4.2, whose product is annotated as leucine rich repeat containing 4.2. Bases 3627 to 5627 code for a protein of 666 amino acids. The transcript has 5 exons. Gene Ontology annotation, cellular component: glutamatergic synapse; postsynaptic density membrane; plasma membrane. Gene Ontology annotation, molecular function: protein binding. The record is from RefSeq and is a predicted model, not a curated record. Lineage: Eukaryota; Metazoa; Chordata; Actinopteri; Scombriformes; Scombridae. Gene Ontology annotation, biological process: postsynaptic density protein 95 clustering; excitatory synapse assembly; modulation of chemical synaptic transmission.